Molecule: messenger RNA, 2564 nt
Organism: Lucilia sericata (common green bottle fly)
Lineage: Eukaryota; Metazoa; Arthropoda; Insecta; Diptera; Calliphoridae
Gene: m
Exons: 7
Coding region: 101-2158 (685 amino acids)
Source: RefSeq, a predicted model, not a curated record
AAAAUAAUUAACUUUGGAGUCAUUUGAGUCGUUUCAUACUACACAUCUUUAUCGUUUCUUGUUUUUUAAGUGAUUUAUCAUCAUACGAUACAGCUCCAGGAUGUGGAGCCCACAAAAAGGUCCUACACGACUGUGGGACCUUAGGUUUAGUCUUUUAUUUAUUUUACAAUUAAUGUUUAGUUUAGUUUUAGCUGGUAAUGAAUUAUGGCCAAUGGAAAGGCCAGAUGGUAUGCCAAACAUAGUCUCAUUAGAAGUGAUGUGCGGUAAGGAUCACAUGGAUGUACAUUUAACAUUUUCCCAUCCAUUUGAGGGUAUUGUUAGUUCAAAGGGUCAACACAGUGAUCCACGUUGCGUUUAUGUACCCCCAUCGACGGGUAAAACGUUCUUCUCAUUCAGAAUAUCAUAUUCAAGAUGUGGCACAAAACCAGAUUUGAAUGGACAGUUUUAUGAAAAUACGGUGGUCGUGCAAUAUGACAAAGAUCUGUUGGAGGUCUGGGAUGAAGCGAAACGUUUGCGUUGUGAGUGGUUUAAUGAUUAUGAGAAAACAGCAUCAAAGCCACCAAUGGUAAUUGCUGAUCUAGAUGUAAUACAAUUGGAUUUCAGAGGCGAUAAUGUUGAUUGUUGGAUGGAAAUACAACAUGGUAAAGGUCCAUGGGCACCACCUGUUAGUGGAAUUGUUCCUUUAGGUUCUACUCUUACUCUUGUGGUGGCGAUUAAUGAUUAUCGUGGUGAAUUUGAUAUGCGUGUUAAAUCCUGUGUAGCUUCUGAUGGUUCCGGUCAUGUCAUCAAUCUUUCGGAUGAGUUUGGUUGUGUUCUACGACCUAAAAUGAUAUCACGUUUCCUAAAAGCCCGAGCUCCCGACGAGAGAGCCACUGUCAUAACGUAUGCUUUCUUCCAUGCCUUCAAAUUUCCCGAUGCUCUAAGUGUGCAUAUCAAGUGUAAGGUGGAGAUUUGUAGACAUGGAUGCUUGGAUCAUUGCCAGCUAAAUGAUAAUGCCAAUGAACGUAAAGAUGUCCUAAUGAAUGAUAAUAUGAUCAAUCAGAAUAAUUUGUUAAGUGAUAUGAGCAAUGGUGGUUUAGGUGGUGGUGGCGGAGGAGGAGGAGGAUUAGCUGGUGGCAGUUUGAGUGGAGGUAUGGGCCAUAGUCCUAAUGGAGUACAUCAUAAUAGUAUGGGUGGUCAGACCAACGACAUGGGUAUGGGCAAUCCUGAGGCGGGACUUCAUGAUCAUGACAUUUUCUACGAUGACAUUAUACAUAAUCGCAAACAAUUGUCUCAAAUCAAUAGUGGCAUUGCCAAUAUUCUGGAUCAAUUUAAUAAUGUUCAUGAAAAGAAUGCCAAUUUACCACCACGACCAGUGCACGAAGAUCCUGAAGAGGCGGAUUUGGAGGAUAUUUUCGGUGAGGAAGAGCUAGCCGAAUUGGAUGAAGCUCAAUAUAUGGAAUUGCGCAAGAGUGGUAAAUUCCCUCAUGGUCCGCGACAGUUGGCACAAAAACGCAUGGGUGUACCUAUGGCAGGCCCCAGAUCUUUAGAACCUAAAGACAAAGAUGAACAGCCAAGACCAGUUUAUAGACCUCAAGCUGAGGCUCUCAAACAGUCACGAGAAGAUCAUAUUGAUUUGGAUCAGCAUGAAGAGGAGGAAAAAUCGAAAGAAGCCGCCAACAACACCCAAGAAGGAACACCUCGUCGCAGAAGACGUUCCAUAGUAAUAUCAGAUCGUAAAGUGCGCAGUGCUGAUGUAGGUGUAAGUGGUCUUUAUGAUGUUAUCUCCGAAGCAGAUUUGGCCUUCUCACCCGAUACAAAACAGGAGGCAGUCACAGUUUUCCAGGGCAAAAUAAGUGAAGAAGUGGUGUAUGGCAUUUGUAUGCCGGUACCUGGUUUCAGCAUACUCUUUAUUGUGGUCAUUUCGGCCACUAUAGUGUCGGCUUUAAUAGCUGGUUCCCUGCUCUAUCGCUAUCAACUACAAAAGGAGGCCAUGGAGAAACAAACACCCAUGCCUCUGCAGGGUACUCUGGCCUCAUGGAUGACUCUCAGACUAUUCCGCAUGCGUGAACAACAACAUCAGCAAAGUGCUCAAAAUGCUGCUGCUGUGGCCGCCGUUCAAAAUUCUCUAGCUGCCGCCGCUGCUGCUGCCAGUUUAACCCAUGAAUCCGUACAAUAAUUUAGGCUUUUCUCGGAAUAUAUUUUUCUAUUUAAAACAAAAGUCGUUGGUUUCAUAGAAAAUACUUAAGAAAAUACAAAUUUCGUUUGGAUGUAUACAAAAACUGACUGAAAAUCUAAAAUUGAUUUAUUUUAUCUAUAAAUUUCGGGCAUAAUUGCAAUAGUUAAUGUUUUAUUUAUUAUUUCUAUUUCUUUUAAUUUAUUUUAUUGAAUUGAUUUUUCUUUUGAUUUUGUAAUUUGCAAAUUCAACUUUUAAUUUUUGUCCAAAUUUUUUAUUAUUUAAAAAAUUUAAUUUUUUUUCCACUAGAUUUUAAGGCUUUAAUUUAUUAUUCUUAAAUUAUUUUAUGUUUAUUUUUAUUUAAAUAAAUAUUUAUUUAUUGGUGCUUUCUGUGGUGCAUUUAGUUAAA